Andrographis paniculata is the source of this 1464-nucleotide messenger RNA. RefSeq lists its product as uncharacterized. Gene Ontology annotation, molecular function: protein heterodimerization activity. Lineage: Eukaryota; Viridiplantae; Streptophyta; Magnoliopsida; Lamiales; Acanthaceae. Gene Ontology annotation, cellular component: nucleus. Gene Ontology annotation, biological process: regulation of DNA-templated transcription. The transcript is spliced from 6 exons. The record is from RefSeq and is a predicted model, not a curated record. Bases 318 to 1121 code for a protein of 267 amino acids.
UACAUUGCCUCCGCUGAUCUCUCCGACGGUCAGACCAAUGAGAAGAAAGGACCAGACCAGAGUCCGUAGAGUUGCACGCCAUGCUUUAUAAGUUGUACUCAAAGAAAAAAUGGAGACUGAAGAGCCAGUUUCGAAACCCUCAUGGUUAAAUCACGCACGACGACUCCUCGAGACUAAAUUUCAAGGAAUUCCACGGCGUUCCGGAUCUGAAUCGAGGAAUCCAUCUGUCUGAUCGUUAGAGAAAUUUCAACUGGGUUAGGGUUUCCGGUGCUCGUUUCCGUCAGAUUUCUGCUUCGCUGCGAAUACUUUUUUGCGCCAUGAGGAAGAAGCUCGGCACUCGUUUCCCAGCAGCACGGAUAAAAAAGAUCAUGCAGGCUGAUGAAGAUGUCGGGAAGAUCGCCAUGGCAGUGCCUGUUUUAGUCUCGAAGGCUUUGGAAUUAUUUCUUCAAGAUCUUUGCGACCGUACUUACGACAUAACUGUGCAGAGAGGAGCAAAGACUGUUAAUUCGCUGCACUUAAAACAUUGUGUGCAUAGCUACAAAUUGUUCGACUUUCUCAAAGAAGUUGUCAGCGAAGUCCCCGACUACAGUCAUUCUGAUUCAGCCGCCGACUUGAAAAGAAGGAAAGUCGCAGCCCACGAAUCGAACGACAGCGACGAAGAGUCCAAAAGAAACAGCGUCCACGAAGCAGGUCCGGCGAGUAGCAGUGCGAGGGGGAGGGGAAGAGGCCGAGGAAGAGGGCGCGGCCGACCCAGCCGAGCAGCCGAAAGAGAAUUCGCUCGUCUCGAAGCUGAAUCCGCCGCUACCACCGUCGAGCCCGCAAUCAAACCAGACCCCGACCCAGAAAGGACGUCGAAUGACAUCUCCGAGCCGCACCAACCUCCGAAAGAUGACAAAGAUAACAACGCCAUCGGAGAACCCAAAACACCAAAUCUCGAUCUCAAUUCUGGAUCGGGCGAAACUUCAGCGAAAACAGCGCCAGCCCCGUCAGCUGACGCAAAAGUCGACGACCGCCCGAGCCUCUCUGAAAUCGACGGGAUGGCCAUCGACCCCGUUCAUUUGGCGCCGGUUCGAUCGAGUUUAGAUGAAAUUGAGGAAAACUACGAUGAAGAAGAAGAGUGAUUCGACGGGCCAUAGGUCGAGGUUUGCUUAUAAACAUGUUAGAAUAGCCUUAAGCUUAAACUCCGCUACCGUUUGUGUUUGUUGUGCAUUACGAGUAGUUGCCCGAGCCCGGGAACUCGUCGAUUGUGUAUGAUUGUCGCAACAUUGUGUGUUUUAGCCUCGGAAAAUUUUUAUUUCCACCCGGCCGUCUUAUCGGAUGUGCCCGGUGGAAUUGUACAAUAUGAUUGUUGUUGUCGUCGUAUAUGUCUGAGUAAAUAUGUUAAACUAUAGAGUCGAGCAUCGGGCAGAAUUCAGCACUGUACUGAUAAUACGUCGUUUAUUAUUAUCCAAUUUUUUAGGAAAA